Molecule: messenger RNA, 10417 nt
Organism: Jatropha curcas
Lineage: Eukaryota; Viridiplantae; Streptophyta; Magnoliopsida; Malpighiales; Euphorbiaceae
Source: RefSeq, a predicted model, not a curated record
UGGGGUACCUGGAAUCGUUACUCACUGCCAAAAGGAACUCAUUUUCCUUUUGAGGGUUUACGUUUGGAGAAAUAGCUUUCUCUUCUCUGUAUGUAAGCUCAGCUACUGAAGCCAGCAUUUCCGGCAAUUUCCCGGUCGGAUCGCCGAUCAGGUGAAAUGAGAUGGCGUCUUCACAGCCUUCACAUAAUGUUGAAUUCGAGGCUGCAAAGUUUUUGCAGAAACUUAUUCAAGACUCUAAAGAUGAACCAGCAAAAUUGGCUACAAAACUCUAUGUGAUAUUGCAACACAUGAAAUCAAGUGGGAAGGAACAUUCAAUGCCAUAUCAAGUAAUAUCAAGGGCCAUGGAGACUGUCAUCAACCAGCAUGGUCUUGAUAUUGAGGCAUUGAUGUCAUCCCGCCUUCCUUUGACAGGUGGAACUCAAAUGGGUGACUCUGCAGGAUCUUCUCAGGCAGUUGGAGUUACAAAAGAUACUGCAGUGGGUUUGACUGAAAAUGAUGUAUCCAAAGUUGACCCUUAUGCUUCUAGCAGACCACCUGUUGGUCCAAGUGGGGCAGGACAUGAUUAUUAUCAAGCAUCUGGAACUCAUAGGAGCAGUCAGUCGUUCGAUCAUGAAAGUCCUUCUAGUUUGGACACUAGGUCUGCCAACUCUCAAUCCCAAGAAAGAGGGGUGAAUCAAAAGGAUGGAAAAAAGGCUGCUGCAAAGAGAAAGAGGGGUGAUUCAUCUUUUCCCACAGAACCACAUUCUGACCACUCACAACAACUUGAUGCUCGCAAUGCUGUUGUUAACCAGAGGAAGGCUAAAACAAAUAAGAUUGACUCACCAGGAGGUUUUCCUGCUCGAGGUGGUGACAAUACCUUUAGUAUGAUUUCCGGUGGCGGCCAGCUAGAAGUAUCCUCCACUCAUGUAUCUGCAGGACAACAACAAGGUGGCUCCUUGGCAUCUGCUCAUGAAACUCUUUCAUCCAGGAGCAUAUGGAGUCAAAAUAAAACUGGGUUAUCCCUUGAAAGAUCUCAAGUUCCUAGGUUUUCUUCUAAUUCUGUGUCUGGUAAUAUGACAACAGAAAUUCCAUUACCACAGUCAGCAGCUUCGUCUCUUGGACCUGGUUCUAUGAGCAAGGUUCAUGGUAUGAUGCCUGUCACUUCUAGUCCAUACCCGAUGGGGGAGCUAGGAUUCCCAGGUCAGGUCCAGUUCGGUGGAUCUGAACUUCAGAAGCAUGGAUUAGUUAAAGGUGCCAUAACAAGUCCUCCUGAGAAAGCCAUUGAAAAUCACUUUUCUCCUUCUAAUCGGGUGGAUGACUUUCCAGUUUCACUUUCCACUGGAAGGGUUUUGGAAAGUGAUGGAGGGAGUUCAAAUAUGCUAGGGGAUGCAAACAAGUUUUUUCAGGGUGGCCGGCAAAAUAAUAAUUCUGAAAUGACAAUGAUUAGAGCAGCAGCUCCCAGAGAUGUUGGAAAAUUGCCUGUUCCUCAGUCUGGCAAUCCUUUCAAGGAUCAACAAUUGAAACAGCUCAGGGCGCAAUGCCUUGUCUUUUUAGCAUUCAGAAACGGUUUGGUGCCAAAGAAACUGCAUCUUGAAUUAGCACUUGGAAAUAUCUUUCCUAAAGAUGGUGGUAAUUCAGAUGGUCCUCGUAAAGAGCUAAUUGAUCAUAAAGGAAAGGCGCAAUCUUCUCAUGAGCCAAGUAGUACUCCUGAAGUUCCAAUGCCAUUUGGGAGGCUGAAUAAUGCUAGGGAAAACGAGGGAGUUCCUUCAGGUGCCUCAUCUAGAAUCUUGGAUGGCAACCACUUGUCUAAAGAAGCUGAGAAAUUGAAAGCGAUGGAGGAUAAAAGCGGUCCACCUUCAGACCUCUCGGCACUUGCAGAAGAAAGGCAACAUAUUUUUGCUGCUAGAAAACUGGAGGCUGAAGUGCAGAGCCUGGGAAAAGUGGAAUCACAGGCAUUGUUCACAACUGCAAUGCAGCAUCCUGACUCUGCAAGGGGUGGUUUGACCUCUAAUAACCCUGUGGACAACAUGGAGAAUGGCAAUAUGCAAGCAGGAAGGGCUGACCUAGGCUCAACUGUACUGAGCAUAAAUAAACCUGUCAAUCCCGAGGCAGUUAGCUGGACUGGAAUAGGUAGUCAUAAUGAAGUUCUCCGUGGAUCCCUACCAUCCACCGCUAUUCAGCAUGAAUUGGCACUUGACAGAAAAGAUACUGGUUCUAUUCAUUUUCAAAGUCUUGGCAAUGGUACUGUUUCAGAACAAGAUGAUGAGGACAGGUCAGCUUCUACAGAUUCCUUACCAUCUCCAAAGCAUACAAUGUCAGAGAAAUGGAUUAUGGAUCACCAGAAGAAGAAACUCUUAUUAGAGCAAAGUUGGACCCUAAAACAGCAAAAAGCAAAACAAAGAAUUGCUACUUGUUUUGACAAGUUAAAGGAAAGAGUGAACUCAUCUGAAGACAUUUCUGCAAAAACCAGGAGUGUCAUAGAAUUGAAAAAGCUUCAGUUGCUGGAGCUUCAACGCCGUCUUAGGAGUGAUUUUCUGAAUGAUUUUUUUAAGCCAAUCACUGCUGACAUGGAUCGCUUAAGAUCAUAUAAGAAACAUAAGCAUGGUAGAAGGAUAAAACAGCUUGAAAAAUUUGAGCUGAAAAUGAAGGAAGAGCGACAAAAGAGGAUUCGUGAGAGGCAGAAGGAGUUCUUUGCUGAGAUAGAAGUUCACAAGGAAAGGCUGGAUGAUGUAUUUAAGAUUAAGAGAGAACGGUGGAAGGGCUUCAAUAAGUAUGUGAAGGAGUUCCAUAAAAAGAAGGAACGUAUCCACAGGGAGAAGAUUGACAGGAUUCAGCGUGAGAAGAUUAAUUUACUAAAGAUUAAUGAUGUAGAGGGGUAUCUGAGAAUGGUGCAGGAUGCAAAAUCAGAUCGUGUAAAGCAACUGCUGAAGGAGACUGAGAAGUACCUUCAAAAGUUAGGAUCCAAGUUGCAAGAGGCAAAGGUGAUGGCAAGCCGUUUUGAAAAUGACAUGGAUGAAACACGAACUGCAACUAUUUUUGAGAAGAAUGAAACUAUUUUUGAGAAUGAAGAUGAAAGUGACCAAGCCAAGCACUACAUGGAAAGCAAUGAGAAAUACUAUUUGAUGGCUCAUAGCAUAAAAGAGAGCAUUGCGGAGCAGCCAGCUUGUCUUCAGGGAGGAAAACUAAGGGAGUACCAGAUGAACGGACUGAGGUGGUUGGUUUCACUAUACAACAAUCAUUUGAAUGGCAUUCUUGCUGAUGAAAUGGGACUUGGGAAAACAGUUCAGGUUAUAUCUCUUAUUUGUUACUUGAUGGAAACAAAAAAUGAUAGAGGUCCUUUUUUGGUAGUUGUACCUUCCUCAGUUUUACCGGGAUGGGAGUCUGAAAUCAAUUUCUGGGCCCCUAGUGUACAUAAAAUUGUUUAUUCUGGUCCUCCAGAAGAGAGGCGUAGACUAUUCAAGGAAAAAAUCGUGCAUCAGAAAUUCAAUGUGCUUUUGACAACAUAUGAGUAUCUGAUGAACAAGCAUGACAGACCAAAAUUGAGUAAAAUACAUUGGCAUUAUAUUAUAAUUGAUGAAGGUCAUCGCAUAAAGAAUGCUUCUUGCAAGUUGAAUGCUGACUUGAAACACUAUCAGAGUGCGCACAGAUUGCUAUUAACUGGAACACCGCUGCAGAACAAUCUUGAAGAACUGUGGGCACUACUUAACUUUCUGUUGCCUAACAUUUUUAAUUCAUCAGAGGAUUUUUCUCAAUGGUUCAAUAAACCAUUUGAGAGUAGUGGUGAUAAUUCAGCUGAUGAAGCUUUACUAUCUGAAGAGGAGAAUUUGUUGAUCAUAAACCGUCUUCAUCAAGUUCUUCGACCAUUUGUUCUUCGGAGACUGAAACACAAGGUUGAGAAUCAACUACCUGAAAAGAUCGAGAGACUUGUAAGGUGUGAUGCUUCUGCAUAUCAGAAGCUUUUGAUGAAAAGGGUAGAAGAAAAUCUUGGCUCAAUUGGAAAUUCAAAGGCUCGAUCUGUGCACAACUCAGUUAUGGAGCUCCGUAAUAUCUGCAACCAUCCUUACCUUAGCCAGCUUCAUGUAGACGAGGUUGAUAAUUUGAUACCUAAGCAUUUUCUACCACCAAUUGUGAGGCUUUGCGGGAAGCUUGAGAUGCUAGAUCGAUUACUACCUAAACUAAAAGCAACAGACCAUCGGGUACUUUUCUUUUCAACAAUGACUAGGUUGCUUGAUGUGAUGGAGGAGUAUCUCAGUAUGAAAAAGUAUCGGUACCUCCGGUUGGAUGGUCAUACAUCAGGGAAUGAUCGUGGUGCCCUCAUUGAUUUAUUUAACCAACCAGACUCUCCCUAUUUUAUAUUUCUGCUCAGCAUUCGAGCUGGUGGUGUUGGAGUAAAUCUGCAAGCUGCUGAUACUGUGAUUAUAUUUGACACUGACUGGAAUCCUCAGGUGGAUCUUCAAGCACAAGCAAGGGCUCACAGGAUUGGUCAGAAGAGGGAUGUGCUUGUUCUUCGAUUUGAAACGGUCCAAACGGUUGAAGAACAAGUCAGGGCUUCAGCUGAGCAUAAAUUGGGAGUUGCUAAUCAGAGCAUUACUGCUGGUUUCUUUGACAAUAAUACAAGUGCAGAAGACCGUAGGGAAUACUUGGAGUCCCUUCUACGGGAAUGUAAGAAAGAGGAAGCUGCCCCUGUAUUAGAUGAUGAUGGUCUAAAUGAUAUCUUAGCUCGCAGUGAAUCAGAGAUUGAUGUUUUUGAAUCAGUUGACAAACAGAGGCGGGAAGAAGAGAUGACAGCAUGGAAGAGUUUGCUAUUGGCACAAGGGUUGGAUGUUACUGAGUCUUCACCUCCCCUGCCCUCUCGCCUGGUAACGGAUGAUGAUUUGAAAGCAUUCUAUGAAAUGAUUAGGUUGUAUGAUGUACCAAAGGCUGAGGCAGUUCCUAAUGUUGGGUUGAAGCGGAAAGGCCAGUCUCUUGGAGGCCUUGAUACUCAGCACUAUGGAAGGGGAAAACGAGCAAGAGAGGUGCGCUCUUAUGAAGAGCAAUGGACAGAAGAAGAAUUUGAAAAGAUGUGUCAGGUUGACUCUCCUGAAUCCCCUAAAGUGAAGGAAGAAAUUGCUGAAAGGAAUUUGCCAAAAGAUGCUAGUUCAUCAGUGGUGGCGGUUGUUAGCACAGAAGUUCAGGCUCCGCUCCCACCACUUCCACCGCCACAAUCUGUGGAGCCUCCGCAACAGCAACAAAGUAAAGACGUAACUCCACCAUCAAAGCGGGGACGUGGAAGGCCAAGAAGAACAACUUUUGAUAAAUCUCCAACUGCUGUGGUAGUUCCAGCUCCUUCUGGAAGUAUUAAAGUGGAUAUGGUGUUGCAUAAAGGAAUUGAAUCUAUCUCAUCAAGUCCCUAUUCCCAGAAAGGAAUUGGGUCUAUCUCAUCAAGUCCCUUUGCUAAUAAUGUUUCAACUGGUUCUUCUAAUUUAGGGGGUGCUAAUGGAGCCACAUCUCAGUCUAGUGUAGGUGUUCCUAGUCCUCAGCCUACAACCCCUUUAGUUUCUGUCACACCAAGCGCACAAACCACUUCUGCUUCUGUUGUUACACCUAUCUCACAACCCAUUUCUGCUUCUGUUGUCCCACCUGGCUCACAACCCACUUCUGCUUCUGUUGUCCCACCUGGCUUGCAACCCGCUUCUGCUUCUGUUGUCACACCUGGCUCACAACCCACUUCUGCUUCUGUUGUCACACCUGGCUCACAACCUACUACUGCUUCUGUUGUUACACCUGGCUUACCAUCUACAGCAGCUGGCCCUUCUCCACCUAUCCAAUCAAGAGGACGAGGUCGAAAGGCUCAGAGUGGAGUACAAGCACCACGACGCAGGGGAAAAAAACAGGAGCCAGUAAUGUCUCCUGCUGAGAAUUUAGUUAUUGCUGAUCCAAUUAUAAGUGGACAAUCACAGAAUAUAUCUGCUAAUCCAUUGGUCAGUGCCACAAGUGAAACAGUUCCUAGUGUUGCAAUGGCAGCUGUUCAAACUAAAUUACCUGGGUCUAAUGCUGUAGAAGAUAUUAGGGCAACUCAUCAUUCUGCACCAGGGAUUGCUUUGGAUUCUAAGUCAGCCCCACCUAUUACUGUCUCUGCUGCUGCUGAAACACCCUUUCCUUGUCCAUCUGCUCCUAUGCAAAUAAAAGCGCAAAGCCGGAAGACACAAACUGGAACAGGAACACCGCGGCGUCGAGGAAGGAAGCAAGCAUCAGUUACACCUGCUGUUCCAGAUGCUUUGGUUAGUCAGGUUCCUAUGUCAGAUCCACUUUUACAGAAUAAAUCUGAGGACUUGGUAGGGAGUAAAGACAUUUCCAUUACAAGUAACCAGCAGAAAUAUGAUCGUGAACCAAUCAAUGUUAACCAGGAGCAAGCAUCCAGAAUAGCUGCUCAGGGUCAAAAAUCCACUGAGCAUUUGGAUGACGUAAACCAAAAUGAGCAACCAGUCAGCUCAUCAACAACAAAUGAUGGCACACAACCCAGACAGACUCCAAAUGCUGCUUUGCAUGAUGUGGUUACUGUGGCAAAGGACUUAGCAGUUGGAAGUAGCUUAUCGAUAGCUAAAAUGGGUGGGCCAGGUAAUGAAGGCGGGAUUGUUCAGAAUGUACCUUUGUCAAGCAAUACCUUCAUAGAGGUGGUUCAGAGCCAAAGCUCAGAGAAUAAAGCACCCCAUGUUGUUGGUCCUCCAACUAAGUCAGCACCAGGUAAUGCUGCUGCAGAAGGCUUUGGGAAACCCAUUCAUGAGGCUUCUGUGACGAUUGCUGCCAAUUCUCAGCCCAUUGCAAUUUAUCCUUCUGUCUCUCCAACUUCACAAUCUAUCCCUACUGAAACCAUGCAAGUUAAAAGGCAAGGCCGAAAGGCUCCAACUAGAGCAGAAGCACCUAGGCGUAGAGGAAAGAAGCAGGGUCCAGUUUCACCUGCUGUUGAUGUGUUGGUUGGUCAGGAUCCAAGAGUAAAUCCACAAUUGCAGAAUAAAUCCCAGGAUUCAUCAGGAAGUAAAGUGAUGUCUUUGAGAAGCAGACAAGAGACUGAUCCUAAGGAACCUGCCAAUGUCAUUCAGGAGACAUAUUUGCCCAGUGGAUUAGUCGGUCAAGAUCUAAAAAGAAAAGAUACUUGUGGAACUCCUGCUUUUGGCCGAAUUCAGACAGCUGCUAUUAAUGAUGUUGCUCGUGUGAUGAAGGAGAUUUUCUCAGAGACUUGCUCAUCAAAAAAUAAGAUGGGAGAUUCUUCUAGAAAUGAAUGUAGAAAUGCCUCUGUUGUACCUUUGGAGAGUAAGACAACUGUGGAGGUUCUGGAAAACCAAAGCUUAGAGGAAAGAAGGGCCCCUGUUAUACCUAUAGAGAAUAAGACACCUAUGGAUGUUCCUGAAAAGCAAAGCUUUGAGGAAAGAACGCCUUCACCUAUGCCAACUCCGGAAAUAGCAAAUCCAGUUGUGGGGACUUCAAUAAACGUUUCUAAAGAGUCUGAGUCUGGUGUUGAUGUCAUGAUGGAAGAGGACCAUGCUCCUGUUUUGGGCAAGUCUCUUAUUCAGAAAAAUGAUGACUCUGCUGAAAGUGUAUCAGAUUCAGGACUAGGUUCUUGUGAAAACUCUAUCACGGGGAUUAAUGUGGGGGCCACCUGCACUGUCCCAGUCAGUGUUGGUGAAAAGGAGAUUGUUCCUUCUUGUAGAUCAGCUCCUAAUGAAUUUACUGGCCCUGAUCCAGGGUCCGCUGGGUGUGAAGUUGUUUCAGGGGUUUUAUCUCAAGACCCAGCUGAGACUUCAAUGACACAGGAUGAACCAGGAAAUCAAUCAGUUCAUUCUUUGAAAAAGCCACCAAAAACUUCUCUUCCUGAUAUUAGCAGUCUUGAAAACACCAGAAUUUCAGGGGAAGCUGCUGAUCUUUCCACAGCGACUCUGCCUGUUUCAGCAGUAAUGGAGUCCUUUGAUAAGAAUUCAAUAAAGAAAACAGAGGUCCCAUUGAAACAAUUAAUUCCACUGGUCAUCGGUUUAAAAAGCACUAAAAUUUCUGCAAAUGCUGAUGGUGUUGGUUUUCAUUCUGGCAGAACCACAAAAGUUCCUCAUAGUCCUAGUCCACAUUCAGGUGCCAGAACUAUUCCUGCUAUGACUGAGAUUGUCUCUGGAAAUGUUAUUGAACCUUCUCUACAAGAGUUAGCAGAUUCUAGAAGCGUCAAACAUUCUCCAAGUUGCACAAAAGCUGUUGAUGUUGGUGUUGUCGAUCAUCCUACAGAGUCUCUACCAAUUUCUGGGAGUCCUUACUAUUCAGAAAAUGUGAAAUUGCCUGAAAUGGUUCUGAAUGAUGAUAAAACUGAAAAACAGCCGCCUUCAAAAGAGUCUCCAAAACCUUGUCCUCUUGCUAUUGAAAAUCACAAAGACCCCACUUCUGGAACAUCUGAUGCUUUGUGUGAUAAUCUUCCAGUGGCUAGAUGUAUUUCUACAAGUCAAGCUCAUUUAGAUAAUGUUGAUUUGGUUGACAGUACUUCUGGCAGGUCUGCUUCAGAAGAUAAGGCUGGAGGUUUCUCAGGUGAAGCUGUUGUUGAAUGUUUGGAGGCUUCUGAAAAGGCCAACAGUCUGGGAGCUGAUCUCCAGCAGGCCGAUGUAAUUUCUGAUCUUGAUAAUGCCACCUUGGAGGCUUCUUCUGAUCAGGAUAAAUUGGAAGAUCUAUCUUGUAGGGUUGAAGAUUUGCAUUCAGUUGCUUCUGAGUCCACUAAUGAAGUCCUUCCAAAAGACCAUGGCGGGGUUCAACUACCACUAGCUGUUAGAAGUAGUGAGAGUGAUCAUGUUAAGGGUUGCGAUAUGGAAGUUGACACCUCUGAAUCACGAGAUCCUCCAAAUGAUUUUGUUACUACUUCUACCAAUAUACAUGAUGUUUCAGAAGACACUAGUAGAAUGCAACUGUCUCUUGGAGGCACUGAGGCUGGUAAUCUCAAGGUUUGCAAUGUUGAAAACCAAGCAUCUUCACCAGAAGUUGUCAUUUCUGAAUCUGCAAACACAGAGAAAGAUAAUUGUGGAGCUGACUUGCAGCCAGGGGUUGGAAGUGAAAGGAGUGAACAUGUUGCUGACUGUGAUGCAGGAGUAAAGUUGUCAGAACCAUGUGCAAGCUUGCCAAAUGAUAUUGCUGCUGACUCGAAAAACACAGAGGACAGUUCUGAAAUGAAUGUUUUGCAGGUUGGUGAGGUUAUGCUACAAAAUAUUUCCCAGGUUUCUCUUCCUUCAUCCUCUGUUGAAAUAGUUGGCAGCUCAUUAAAGUCGGAGGAACCACAAGGAUCUGAAGCAGAAAUGGGUAAUCAGGGGGAUGUCUCUCAAGUUGGUGAGUUUGUGCCAAAAUAUUUAUCAGAAAACACGGUUUUAUUGUCAUCUUCAUUGACGAUGGAGGAAGAAAAGAACAAGGGAUCAUCUGAGAAGGGCUUAUCUGGCAGCUCAAUGACACUAGAGGAAUCAAAAGGAUUUGAAGCUGAAAUUAUCCAUCAAAUGGAUGAAUCCUGUAAUACUACGGUGCCAGUGAUUACACCAGCAAAUGAGGCUAUAGAAGAUGAAAAGAUGAAUAGCCAAUCUGAGAAGAAUCCAAUUUGCGACCUAGAACAAGAGGAAUCAAAAGGAUCUGAACUGGAAAUUGGGGGUGAAUCUGAGGUUGGUGUGGUUGUGCCUGAAUCUGUACCUGAAAACAUGGUUUUGCCAUCUUCUUCCUUGGCAAUGGAGGAAGACAAGGCUGAUGACUCAUCUGAUGAAGGUCCACUCUGUAGCUUAGUAGAUCCACUGAAAUCAGAAGAAUCUGAAAGUGAAAAUAAUAAUCAGUCGGAUGUUUCUAAGGUUUUUGAUGUUGUACCUGAAAUUGUAUCAGAAAAUAUGGUUUUGUCAUCAUCUUCCCAGGCCAUGGAUGAUGACGAGGCUAAAAACUGUUCUGAGGUGAAUGAAAAUGGAGGCUCAGUGGCAGAGGAAUCAAAAGGAUCUGAGACUGAAAAAAGCAACGAAUUAGUUCUAUCUCAAGUCGUUGUAACUUUGUCUGAAACUUCAUUAGAAAGUGAUGUUCUGCUUACAUCUUGCUCUGUAAUGGAGGAUAAAACGACAGUGUGUGUGCCUGAGAAGAGCUCUGAUGGCAUCUCAGUAGCAUUUGAGGGAUCAAAGUCUGAAAUAGACAACAGCCAUCAAAUGGUUGAAUCUCAAAUUGAUGGAGUAGGGCCUGAAAAUUUUCAGGAUGAUAGGAUAGAGCCUGAAGGUUCUCAGGUUGGUAACAUUUUGUCUGAUGAUAAAUCUGGAAAUGUGGUCCUACCUACAUCUGUCUCAGUGGUUCAUGAAGAGACUAUUGAGGAUUCACCUUGUAUGAUUCCAGAAGGAUCAAAAAAGUCUGAAGCUAAAAUAGGUGAACAAACUCAGUGUGAUGGGGAUGGUUUUUAGAAAAAAUGUGUUGAAAAAUCAAGUCC